CCCCGUGGAGGUCAGAACAGCAGAAUCUCUCCCCACCUUCAAGCACAAGCUGAAGACACACCUCUUCAAGCAGCACCUCUCCCCGUCCCUCCCUACCUCCCUGUGAACCUUAAUUGUUGUCUUUACCUGUGUUACUUGUCAUAAGGAUGAUACCUUUGCUAGUUUGGUUUGGCUAGUUAUGGCUUUAAGUGGUAAGGUAGCUCUCGUAACAGGUGCCGGGCAAGGUUUAGGGAAAGGCUUUUCUGACAUUCUUCUGAAAAAUGGAGCAAAGGUAGCACUGUUGGAUAUAAAUGAAACGGUUGGGAAAAGCGCCAAAGCGGAUUUUGAUAAAGAGUACGGAGAAGACCGCACCAUUUUCUUGACAUGCGAUGUGACCUCAGACGAACAACUCAAAGAUGCAUUCCAGAAAACCAUCGAGAGGUUUGGCCGAAUCAACAUAAUGAGCAACAAUGCAGGGAUUGUGGACGAGACUAACUGGGAGAAAAUGGUGGCAAUAAAUCUGAAUGCAGUGAUUCGGGGCACCUAUCUGGCACUUCAGCACAUGAAGAAGGACACUGGAGGAGAAGGAGGGGUCAUAGUCAAUACAGCUUCCAUGGCAGGACGCCUCGAUGAUGAGUGGGUAUGGCGUGAGGAUCAACACCCUCUGUCCCACUUUUGUCAAAACUCCCCUCCUUGAAGGACUGUCCGAUGUGAAGAAACGCGGACAGUUUCUCCACCUCUCCUACCUCAGUGAGGACAUAAGAGCGAAAUUAGGGAUAAUCGAGGUACCAGCGGUGGCUGAGGGGUUCCUGCAGCUGGUGAUCGAUGAGGACAAGAACGGGGCAGUGAUGGUGGUGAAAGAGGAAGGCUGCAGCUACGUGGAUUUUCCAAAGGAAUUCAUGCUUGAUCUAAAGGCCCAUAUUC
Conger conger (European conger) is the source of this 903-nucleotide messenger RNA. Its product is annotated as 15-hydroxyprostaglandin dehydrogenase [NAD(+)]-like. NCBI's taxonomy places the organism in Eukaryota, Metazoa, Chordata, Actinopteri, Anguilliformes, Congridae. The record is from RefSeq and is a predicted model, not a curated record. The coding region runs from base 179 to 676 and encodes 165 amino acids. The transcript has 7 exons. Gene Ontology annotation, molecular function: oxidoreductase activity, acting on the CH-OH group of donors, NAD or NADP as acceptor. Gene Ontology annotation, cellular component: cytoplasm.